UUUCUCCAGUUGCAGUUUUUGCAGUUUGAUCAGCCCACACGCCUCCUGCAGCAGAGCGGGCCACUUUUAUGUCGGUGAGUCACCUGGGUGAAUGCUCCAUCUCUUUGACCUGCAUUAAUGCUUCUCGAAUAGGAAACUCGUCGAAGCAUCUGAGGGUCCGUGGCGGGAGCUGAAGUGGCAGAUGCUCACUCUCUUUGACUUGCAUUGAUGCUUUGGAAUAGGAAACUUGAAGAAGCCAUCUGAGGGUCCGUGGCGGGAGCUGCAGCGAGGUGAUUGGGUGCAGCACAGCGACGGAGGAGGAGGUGCAACGAGAAGAAGUGUUCAGAAAUGGAGGACGCUGGGUCGCAGUAGCUGCCUCAUGUGGACCACUCUCUGCCAGGAGACACGCCGAAGCUUCACCCGUCACCCGUCCUCCGUGUCUACAGAUGAAACAUGGCCGUCUCCUGGUUCGUCUGGGUUCUGCCAGCAGCCGUCCUUGUCUCCGUGGUGCUGCUGGCGCUGGUGUGUCUGCACUGCAGGAACAGCGGGCCUCUGGUCUCCAUCAGGCAAGCGAAUGUUUCAGAGGAAUACAUGCCAUCCACUGAAUUCAGAGUCAUCCAUCCCUUUGCAGCCCAGCAGAAUUCUGAUGUGAACUCCAUCCACUUGCUGUCCCCUUUCCUCCCCUUGUCUGACCCUGGAACACAGCGCAGACAGAGAUCCUACACCCCAACGGAAACUGAAAGUAAUCCAAGUUAUGAGAAUCCAACAGACGGUCCGGACUACAUCAACACUGAGAGCGAUGCAGAAGACCCCGGAUACAUAAUCGUGUUGCCUGAAGGUGAAACCCCUGUGACCAAUCAGAGUCGAGCCUCCACGCCUAGUUCAGAUGUUCUACAUGACUAUGAAAAUGUCCCAACAAAGAAGGAGGAAAAAGACUAUCUGAACGUGGAGCUGCUGCAGUAUCAGAGAUCAACACCAGAUCUGUCCGUCCGGAGUGACAGCACCACGGAUGGAGACGAUAACGACAAUGUUGGUAAAGAAGAUGAUGAUGGAGACGACGACGAAACUGAUAGUGACGAUGAUGAAGGAAACUACGUCAACGUGCAUGAAGUGACACUGACUGAUUAACUGACUCUAGUGAGCGCCAUCUACACUUUUUUCCUCCUUGAAGUCAUGAUGGCUUUUUUAGGUUGGAUUUCAAACUGAGGAAAGAAACUGAACAUGAAUUAAAACUUUUCAAUUUGUUAUUUUACAAGAAAAAUACAUUUGGAUCUUCUCUAAUAUUGAAAUAGUAAUUAUUUGAGAAACAACUUGAAUAUUGUUUGAAUUUACUUGCACAUUUUUUUUGAUAUUCUCAAAUUAAUAUGUUAAAUUCAUGCGAAGAAGAAUCUGAUAUUUUGACAUAAAAAUGUUGAAUUUAAUAGAGGAAAUGUGAUAGAAAGUGAGGAUGAGAAAUAGCUUUGAUGGAGAACAGAAACUCGUUCGUUCUGUCGGAUCCUGAGAGUUUCAGCUUUCCAGGUUCUGAAAGGAGGAUACUGCUAACGCACCAACCAGACGUUUGGCCAGCAGCAGAACGCUGCAUCUGAACUGCAUUAGUAGAAUUUAAAAAGCCAUAAUAAAUCAAAAGUCUUACCGACAGAAAGCUGUUGGACAUAGAGGGUAUGUUGGUCACCUUUUGAUCCAAAUUAACUAGACAAUUAAUGACGUUGCUUUGUGAGAUGAUGAUGGGAAUUGUCAUCAUGUUGUAGAAUACAUAAAUCAAUCUAGGGCACCAACUCAAAAGUGAGCUUGUUUUGCAACUUAUGAAAUGAUCUCAUCUCUGCUGAGUACAGACAACGAUGUACAAGUACGGAUGAUCUCAAUUCUGACAUAAAACAAAGGGAGUCCACAGGGGUCAAUACUCGGACCACUUUUUUCCUCAUGUAUACUCUGAAAAUAUGCAACUUGGAAAUGAUAAUACUUUUAAUUAUUGAUUAACCUGAUGAUAUCUUUUAGGUAACUCAAUGAAUGCUUCGCUCCAUAACAUGUCCGAAAGUAAUGAAAAAAGUCCAUCUCAGUUUUUAAAACUAUGGCGGUCUUUAAAUGUUUAGAUAUUCACUUUGUGCUAUAAAAUAGAGAGAAUCAGCAUAUCCAUAUAUAUGAUGGAUAAAACGGCUUUUAAAAACAUUUUUGAAAUGCAAACAUAUUUUGUGUACAUUUUAUAGCCUACAUAGAUGUUGUUAUUUUGAAGGAACCAGAGAAGUGUUAAUCAGGCUAUGAUAGACAGACUAUUAUUGGGUAUUUAAGGCAGAUUAAGGUUACACAUUUUGAACUGACGCUAUUACAAUGAUUUCAUAAGAACCUUGAAUUUCUGAAAGUAAGUGUUUUGUAGUUUCUAACAUUAUGAACGUUUUUGUUGAUGCAUAUCUGAGCUUUACUUUGAUUUUACUGACAAGUCCUGAGAAUGUCCUUAUUCACAAUUUGUUUUAAUUAUGUAUUUAUGUGUCUUACCUUUCUCUGUAAUCCAUUUGUGUUUUUAUUCAAUUAAACCUUCAUCAAACCUUAAA
Molecule: messenger RNA, 2525 nt
Organism: Trematomus bernacchii (emerald rockcod)
Lineage: Eukaryota; Metazoa; Chordata; Actinopteri; Perciformes; Nototheniidae
Product: calsequestrin-1-like
Exons: 14
Coding region: 433-1107 (224 amino acids)
Source: RefSeq, a predicted model, not a curated record